Galeopterus variegatus (Sunda flying lemur) is the source of this 1517-nucleotide messenger RNA. RefSeq names its product chromosome unknown open reading frame, human C9orf9 (gene SPACA9). The transcript is spliced from 4 exons. Gene Ontology annotation, cellular component: sperm flagellum; acrosomal vesicle; ciliary base. Lineage: Eukaryota; Metazoa; Chordata; Mammalia; Dermoptera; Cynocephalidae. The record is from RefSeq and is a predicted model, not a curated record. The coding region runs from base 139 to 819 and encodes 226 amino acids.
GGGAAGGGCCUCCCCGCCCCUGCGGGGCCCCAGACACCCACCGAGUCACUGCAGCUUUGGGGCGCUCUGCUGAGGCGAAGGCGGCUCUGGGACGAGCACGGAUUCCUCCUCUCCUGUAAAUGACCACAAAGGAAGACAAUGAAUGAGGUGAAAGAAUCCCUUCGCAGCAUCGAACAGAAGUACAAGCUCUUCCAGCAGCAGCAGUUUACCUUUAUUGCUGCUCUGGAGCACUGCAGGGAGAACGCCCAUGACAAGAUCCGGCCCAUCUCCAGCAUUGGACAGGUGCAGAGCUACACAGAACACUACUGCAACAAUUCCACGGACCGGCGGAUCCUGCUCAUGUUCCUGGACAUUUGCUCGGAGCUGAACAAGCUCUGCCAGUACUUCGAGGCCCUACACUCUGGCAACCCGGUCACCAACAACCUCCUCGAGAAAUUCAAAACCCUUGUCAGCCAAAGCAACGAUUUAAGCAGCCUCAGAGCAAAAUACCCUCAUGACGUGGUGAACCACCUCAGCUGUGACGAGGCCAGGAACCACUACGGAGGUGUGGUCAGCCUCAUCCCCAUUGUGAUAGACUUAAUGAAAGAAUGGAUCGCCCACUCGGAGAAGCUGCCCCGCAAAACGCUGCAGCAUGUGAGUGGGCCCCCAGCAAACCAGGAAGCCAAGGGGGCAGCUACUCAUCCUGCCCAGACUUCGGGCACCCAGCCUGGGUUAAGAAAACACAAGUGUGGGCAGUUCACAAAAGACAGCCUCAAGCCUAGGGGGAAAGACAAAGGAUAUUCAAAACCGCCCUGGAGACCACCUGGUGGGAAACUGUAACUCAAAGGCAGGGAGCUGCUCCAUCGGUGGGGGUGCUUUGUUACUUAAUUUGGUUUCCACUGGUUGAUCCAUUUUCAUGGGCAUCCACAGUCCCUGCCACUUAUUAACCACAAAUGGGAUUGCCAAUAUAUUACUGAGAAUCUCUCUCCCUGGCUUGCUUUAACUUCCAACUUUUCUGCCUCUAAGCAUCAGGCUCUGUGCUGAUGAAGAGGAUCCCCACUUACACAAGUUGCCUAAAUAGCUGGCGUUGGUAGAGGGUGUCCCAGGAAACACUGAGCUGCCCACCAGGUUCUCUUUGAGCCUCACCCACCACAGUGCCAGGCCUGCCUACGCUGUGGGCUCCAGUGAGCCAUCACCAGCUGCAACCGUAGGCAAGGCACAGGCUCUCUCUGCAAGACAGGGAUGCUCCCGCCUCGGACCAAGGGGGAAUGAACCCACCUUUCCCUCUCCUUUACUCGAGCGAGGGAGACCAUGACAAAAGCCAGAAGAAUUCUGAUUUUGUGGUUCCUGUACAAGGACAGUAACCUGUUUUUCACAGCAUAGUCGUGGCCCAAACAUUGUAAAAUGUGUCCCUGGCUUCUGAGCUUGCCAGAAGUGAUGUCUCACUGUUCGUUUUUCCCUUCACAGGGGACGACUUAGCUUCAGUAUUGUUGCUUCCUCAGGGGGAGACAGUCAAGAAUAAAAAGUGUUCUACCAGC